Molecule: messenger RNA, 2546 nt
Organism: Molossus molossus (Pallas's mastiff bat)
Lineage: Eukaryota; Metazoa; Chordata; Mammalia; Chiroptera; Molossidae
Product: protocadherin gamma-A9-like
Exons: 1
Coding region: 87-2546 (819 amino acids)
Biological process (GO): homophilic cell-cell adhesion
Cellular component (GO): plasma membrane
Molecular function (GO): calcium ion binding
Source: RefSeq, a predicted model, not a curated record
UCACCAUAAUUUGCAGGAGGAAAAAAGAACCUAAGGAGUCAGCGUCCAAAGAAAGCAGUAAAAAAAAAAUCUGAAGUGAAGCAACAAUGGAGGCUGCAGUGAAUAGCCCGCACCACAGAGGAAUGGUCCUGCUGUGCCUUUUCCUGGGAAGGUUGUGGGAGAUCCAGGCCAGUCAGAUCCACUACUCCGUGCCUGAAGAGACAGUAAAAGGCUAUAUUGUGGGCAACAUCUCCAAGGAUCUGGGGCUGGAGCCCCGGGAGCUGGCGGAGCGCGGAGUCCGCAUCGUCUCCAGAGGUAGGACGCAGCUCUUUGCUCUGAACCCGCGAAGUGGCAGCUUGGUAACCGCGGGCAGAAUAGACAGAGAGGAGCUCUGUGCCCAGAGCAUCCAGUGUCUGUUUAACUUUAAAGUUCUGGUUGAAGACAGAGUGCAAUUUUAUGGAAUAGAAAUAGAAGUCACUGAUAUAAACGACAAUGCUCCAAAAUUCCAGGCAGAAAAUCUGGAAAUAAAAAUUAACGAAAUCGCGGUGCCAGGCAUACGUUAUCCACUGCCAGAAGCUGUUGACCCAGAUGUGGGCUUGAAUUCCCUGCAGAGCUAUCAGCUCAGUCCUAAUUACCACUUCUCUCUGAACCUUCGAACUGGAGACGAUGGAACUAUAAACCCAGGGUUGGUGCUGGAGCGCGCCCUGGACCGGGAGGAAGAGGCUGCUCACCAACUUGUCCUCAUCGCCUCCGAUGGCGGCAAACCAAGUCACUCCAGCACAGUGCACAUCCUAGUGACGGUAGUGGAUGUGAACGACAAUGCGCCUGUGUUUGCUCAACCAAUUUACAGAAUGACAGUCCCAGAGAACGUGCCCCCUGGCACCCAGCUACUUACUGUAAGAGCUAGUGACCCGGAUGAGGGAGCCAAUGGAGAAGUGGCAUAUAAAUUCUGGAAGAUUAGUGAAAAACAAUCUCCGUUAUUCCAGCUCAAUGAAAACACUGGGGAAUUAUCAACAGCAAAAAGUCUAGACUAUGAAGAACGUGCAUUUUAUGAAAUGGAAAUACAAGCUGAAGAUGGUGGAGGGUUGAAGGCUUGGACAAAAGUGCUCAUUUCCGUGGAAGAUAUAAAUGACAAUAGACCCGAAGUGAUCAUUACAUCUCUGUUUAGUCCAGUGAGGGAAGAUGCUCCUCAAGGAACAGUGGUCAUUCUUUUCAAUGCUUAUGACCGAGACUCCGGGAAAAAUGGUCAAGUUGUUUGUUCCAUCCAGGAGAUUCUACCUUUUCAAUUAGAAAAGUCAAUAGAAGAUUAUUAUAGAUUGUUGACAUCCCAAAUUCUUGACCGAGAAAAAACCUCUGAAUACAACAUCACAGUGACUGCAACAGACAGAGGAACACCGCCCCUGUCCACAGAAAUUCACAUCACUCUGCAUGUGGCUGACAUCAAUGACAAUCCACCCUCCUUCUCUCAAACCUCCUACUCAGGCUAUGUCUUGGAGAACAACCUUAGAGGUACCUCCAUCUUCUCUGUGACAGCCCAUGAUCCUGACAGCAAUGAGAAUGCCCGAGUUAUUUACUCCUUGGCAGAAGACACCAUCCAAGGGGUGCCUCUCUCCUCUUAUGUCUCCAUCAAUGCAGAUACUGGUGUGCUUUACGCACUUCACCCCUUCGACUAUGAGCAGUUUCGAGAUCUUCAAGUGCAGAUUAGGGCAAGUGACAGUGGAGAUCCUCCACUCAGCAGCAACGUGUCACUGAGCUUGUUUGUGCUGGACCAGAACGACAAUGUGCCAGAGAUCCUGUACCCCGCCAUCCCCACUGAUGGUUCCACUGGAGUGGAGCUGGCUCCCCGCUCCGCAGAACCUGGAUACCUCGUGACUAAGGUGGUGGCAGUGGACAGAGACUCAGGCCAGAAUGCCUGGUUGUCCUAUCGUCUGCUCAAGGCCAGCGAACCAGGGCUCUUCGCCGUGGGGCUGCACACGGGCGAGGUGCGCACUGUGCGGGCCCUGCUGGACCGAGAUGCGCUUAGGCAGAGUCUGGUGGUGGCUGUUCAGGACCAUGGUCAGCCCCCUCUGUCGGCCACUGUCAUGCUCACCGUGGCCUUGGCUGACAACAUCCCAGAUGUGUUGGUUGGCUUUGGCAAUCUUGAGGUCCCUUUGAAUCCGGAGGCCUCGGACCUCACAUUGUACCUGGUAGUUGCUGUGGCUGCGGUCUCCUGUGUCUUCCUUGCCUUCAUUAUCAUCCUGCUAGCGCUCAGGCUUAGGCGUUGGCACACAUCACGUCUGCUUCAGGCUUCUGGCGGUGGAUUGGCGGGCAUGCAGUCUUCUCGUUUUGUAGGCAUGGACGGAUUUCAGGCUUUCCUGCAGACCUAUUCCCAUGAGGUCUUCCUCACCACUGACUCAAGGAAGAGUGACCUGAUCUUCCCCCAGCCCAACUAUGCGGACACACUCAUCAGCGAAGAGAGCAGUGAGAAAAAGGAUCCUUUGUGUGUUUCAGAUGAUUCCAGGUUUCCUAUAAAAGACACCCUUUUGGUUCCAGUGAGUUCAAUUUAUUUCCUUUACUUUCUGUUAUAA